CUUUCAUUUCAUAAAUAUAUCUUGUAUUCUACCAUUCUACCAUUUUAUUUAUAUGAUAUUGUUGCAGAUUACAUAUACAUACUCCCAAAUACAAAGUCUAGCCCAGAACAGAACUUCCUUAGGGCAUAGGGCUAUCUAGCUCCCCCCGCGAAACUGCCAGUUGCCUAGACUGUAUUGUAUGUAUAUACGUCAGGUCCAAAACAUCAUCAUAUCGAGAUUUGAUAUUGACAGUUUUUUGUCGCUGCUCACCUUCUCAUUCGAGCUCCACUUGGAAUGGGUCGUUGAAUCUAUCUCUACCUUCUCUACCUUCUCUACCUUCUCUCCAUCCAAGAUGACAUCGCGUCUCGUCUUGGCCAUCGGUGACCUGUUCAUCCCUGACAGAGCUCCCGAUCUUCCAGUCAAGUUCCGGAAGCUCUUAACACCAGGCAAGAUCGGUCAGAUCCUCUGUCUCGGAAACCUUACCGAUCACGACACCUACGAAUUUCUCCGCCAGGUCGCUCCCGACUUGCAAUUGGUCAAAGGCGAUUUCGAUAUCGACUCUCCCAACCUACCUCUCUCCAAGGUCGUGACUCACGGCAGCCUUCGUAUCGGCUUCACCCAUGGCCACACCAUCAUCCCCCCGGGCGAUGCCGACGCCCUGCUCAUCGCAGCUCGCCAGAUGGAUGUAGAUAUUUUGCUAUGGGGAGGCACACAUCGCUUUGAAGCAUUCGAGAUGGAGGGCAGGUUCUUUGUGAACCCCGGCAGUGCAACUGGUGCCAUGAACACUGGUUAUUGGCCGGAAGGGGAAGAACCGACCCCCAGCUUCUGUCUGAUGGAUAUCCAAGGUGAUGUUCUCGUGUUAUAUGUCUACCAGCUCAAAACAGACGCCAACGGAGCCGAAACCGUCGCCGUUGAGAAGGUCUCGUUCCGCAAGAACAACGUCCCCUCUUAAGUUGACGUCCCUCGUCUAUUGCCAUUUGUAUAUAUCCCAUAGGUGCACACGCGGUCAUGAUGUCUUGUCCUUUAACUUUGUUCCAGCGUCUAUCUUACUCUCUUGUUGCCAUGCAGUCUAUUGUGUACUAACUACAAUACCAUCCCGUUUAUUUGAACUCUAUGCUCACCAGUCCAUAUAUCAGACAGACCAGCUCUUACAAAAGUACUGCCUCGGCAAUGUUAUGUGGGUCUGAUUUAGGACCGCGAGUUGCUUCUAGAUAAUAGUCCAAGAAAAUAUCAUAAUCCUGUUAACAGCUAAUUCUCAUGCCAUGCUACAUCGAAGAUGUUUUUAUAGUGACCUGAACAUCCGAACAUGGACUGAAAAGGAUUGACUAGGCGACUUAGUCUAAUAUAAUAAAUAUUUCAAUACCCAUUCUAAAUAUGGAAUAUCAU
Molecule: messenger RNA, 1365 nt
Organism: Aspergillus wentii DTO 134E9
Lineage: Eukaryota; Fungi; Ascomycota; Eurotiomycetes; Eurotiales; Aspergillaceae
Product: vacuolar protein sorting-associated protein 29
Exons: 4
Coding region: 332-931 (199 amino acids)
Biological process (GO): intracellular protein transport; retrograde transport, endosome to Golgi
Cellular component (GO): retromer complex; endosome
Source: RefSeq, a predicted model, not a curated record